Molecule: messenger RNA, 819 nt
Organism: Mycena indigotica
Lineage: Eukaryota; Fungi; Basidiomycota; Agaricomycetes; Agaricales; Mycenaceae
Exons: 7
Coding region: 1-819 (272 amino acids)
Source: RefSeq, a predicted model, not a curated record
AUGAGCAACUCCGGCCCUUCCGCCUCUCCGUUAAUGACCCGCUAUGUGGUUCAGAGCUCCGAUGUGCUAGACCAUUUGGUUAUCGAUGUAAAGGAGGAGGGUUCGGACAAGGUCUUAUGGUUCAAGGAGCGGUUUUUGGACGACGAAGAGAUCGUCGAGCGACUUGUUCACAAAGAGUCGGGGCUCAUCCGAUGGACUAUGCAUCGUCCAAGAAGUGGCUGGUAUAUUCGUAUCCGUUCUCCAACCUUUCCUCCUGGUGUCUACAUUCCCUUAACACCAGCACCACCAGCUGGUGCGCAUCCGCCUGGGUCCUUACUUUUUUCCUCUCGCACCAAUGCCUUUAUCCCCAACACGCCUUCCUUGAUGCAUUCAUAUCCACCCCCACCGACUUCCCCACCUGGACAAGAAAACGGGCGAAUCCUCAUAGAAACAAUAACCCAAUUUGUGCUGACACCCCAUCAACUCGAUGGCAACAAGUCGGAGGAGCUUAGCUUUUUCCACAAGGCGCUCAAUACUAUUCGCAAAAAUAGCGCGGGUCCUGACUACUCUUUCACCCUCCGGCGCAUCGCACCUAUUUCUACGACAUCACAAGCUCCGCCGCCUACAACGACUGUGACGUCGGAGGCACCGUCUCCGCUGGUGACAUUCACUGACCGGACUCCUACUAUGACUGUGCAUGCAAUCACUGGGCUCCUCAUUGUAUCGCAAUUUGAGGAACAAAUGCUUGGGAUCGAGUCGAGCUUCUGGAUCGCCGUUGCUUUAACAUACCUUGAAUUCCUACAAGAGAAGGAGAGCUACCUAGCCGCCCUCAGUGACUGA